This is a messenger RNA of Cylindrotheca closterium, 2208 nucleotides long. The record is from the annotation of a GenBank genome assembly. Lineage: Eukaryota; Bacillariophyta; Bacillariophyceae; Bacillariales; Bacillariaceae.
AUGACAGUUCACAUCAUUGACUUUUCCAGGGCCAGUUCCAACCCAUUAAAUCCUUUGGGACUCAACCUGAGAAAACACAUCUGGGAAGAGCUGGACAAAGCUUUAAAUAAUGAGGAAGUUACAAGCGUUCUGCUGACGGGAGGGAAAUCAGGUAAUUUCUCAGCUGGAGCAGAUAUCAAGGAAUUUUCGCAGCUGGAUAGUGUUGCUACGGGUACCAACGUGUACUCGCUGGUGGAUGUGGUUGACAAGAUUGAGAACUUUUCAAAGCCGAUUGUUGCUGCAAUUAGUGGCGUCGCCUUGGGUGGUGGAUUGGAGGUUGCUUUGAGUUCGCACUAUCGCAUCGCUAACAAAUCGAGCAAAUUCGGUCUGCCAGAAGUAAAUGUUGGUGUCAUCCCAGGUGCAGGUGGAACCCAAAGGCUUCCUCGAUUGGUUGGGUUUCAAACAGCUUUGACAAUGAUUCUCACUGGAAAGCCAAUCAAGGCUGAAAAAGCAAAGCAAUCCGGGCUUGUGGACCACAUCACAUCGAAUGGCGAAUCUGUCUUGACCUCUGGAAUCAAAUGGGCAGAAUGGGCAGCUCUCAUGCCACUAGUUGGUCGUAGAGUGGGAUCGUUGAAGAUCAAGGAGACCGUCGAGGAAGUGGAGAUAAUUGCUUCCGUAGCAGGAAAGAGGUUGCCACCUCAAAAUAAAGGGGGACAAGGGCUUCGUGCUGCUAUUGAGGCUACAAAAGCAUGCACCAAGCCAAUCAAGGAAGGUUGUACUGUCGAAUUAAACCUCUUCCUACAGACUCUUGCCGGUGAAGAAGGUAAAGCCAAACGACAUGCCUUUUUCGCAGUUCGAAAGGCUCAGAAGCCACUCGGAAAGCCUCCGUCCCAACAUCCUCUCCUCCAAAAGUCUGUGGCGUCAGAGACUGUUGCGGUUGUGGGCGCUGGGUUGAUGGGAAGUGGUAUAUGUAUGGUCCUUCUACAAGCCGGGUUCACUGUUUACCUUGUAGACGUAUACAAGGAAUCGUUGGACAAGGGUGUUGCUUUCCUGAGGGGCACUAUCCAAUCCUAUGUCAAACGUGGACGGAUGACAGAGGAGAUCGCCGCCAAGAUGCUAAAGUCGAUGAAGCCAACCCAAAAGUUCGAGGACCUUGCGGCUUGCUCACUCGUGGUCGAAGCUGUGAUUGAAGACAUGAAGAUCAAGAAGAAGAUCUUUUCAUCAUUGGAUAAGAUUACUUCACCAAGCUGCAUCAUUCUCAGUAACACUUCUACUCUCGAUAUCGAUGAAAUGGCUUCUGCUGUUUCCCCACAACGUCAGUCUCAGUUUGCUGGUUGGCAUUUCUUCUCACCUGCACACAUUAUGAAGCUAGUCGAAAUAGUUGCUGGAAAGGCAACAUCACCUGCUACAAUUUGUGUUUUGCAGAGUUUGACUCGGCGCAUUGGCAAGAUUGGUGUGGUAGUUGGCAACUGCGAUGGUUUUGUAGGCAACCGUAUGCUCAUCUCGUACAGUGCCGAAACUGCGCUGUUACUUGAAGAAGGUGCCGGGUCGGUUCCUACCAUUGACAAAGCCUUUAUUAAUUUCGGGAUGGCGAUGGGUCCUCUUCAGAUGGGUGACAUGGCUGGUCUAGAUAUUGGCUACAAUAUCCGAAAGCAAAGAGGUUGGAUUGGUGGUGGGACUGCUGCCAGAAGUAUGCCAAAACCUGCACGCUACCCAGAAGUUGCUGAUGUAAUCGUCGCAGACUACAAGCGUCUUGGGCAAAAAUCUGGAAAGGGAUGGUACGACUAUGACAAAAAUAUUGGCAAGGGACGCAAGCCUUUGCCAAGCAAAGAAGUUGAUGCUCUUGUCCGCAGAUACGUAAAACAUGGCAGCAAGUCUCUUGCAGAAAAGGAAAUUAUCGAACGAGUUCUGUUUCCACUUGUCAAUGAAGGAUUCAAGUGCCUAGAGGAGGGUGUUGCACAGCAGCCCUCGGAUAUUGAUGUGGUGUAUCUAUAUGGUUAUGGAUGGCCAGUUUUUCAUGGUGGACCCAUGUAUUGGGCAGACCAUCAAGUAGGAUUGGAGUACAUGUUAUCUCGCCUUCGAACGUUUGCAAAACAAUUCCCAGACACGGAUUACUACCAACCAAGCAAAUUGCUAGAAACUUGCGUUACAAUGCAAGUAACAGUCGAGCAAUACUUUGAACUUGGUAUCAACAAGCGUCAGACUGGUGGUCUAGUUGCUAAACUAUAA